AUGUGUUGCAAAGAUUUUCUUGACGCUGCUGAAGAUGGAUAUGUUUGGCGUAGAGUUUCUUUGGACACAUUCCCAUUAAUCCAGUGGCUUCCCAAUGACAAAGUAUCGUCGUUCUUGAACCGUUGCAAGGAAUAUGGAAAUAUGGAGAGCUUGUAUAGAGAAGGGUUGCAAAAAUAUUUUGAUUAUCCAAAUGGAAAGAUUGAUGGUCUUGAGAUCUUUAAGGUAGCCGCUCAAAAGGGUCACAAGGAAGCAAAAUAUGUGUAUGAAAGGAACCUACUUGCUCCUCUAAGCAUGUUCGGUUCUUCAUCAAAUUCUGAAGAUGUUGCUGACAGCUGGGUUAUGGACAAAGCCAUUGCCAAAGAUAGAACAAAGAGGUGUUUCUUCCCUGUCUGGGUUUUCUUUUUUCCUUUUGUUUUACCUCUUGUACAUGAAUUGAAGUACUCAUAG
Lotus japonicus is the source of this 447-nucleotide messenger RNA. RefSeq lists its product as uncharacterized. The transcript has 3 exons. Lineage: Eukaryota; Viridiplantae; Streptophyta; Magnoliopsida; Fabales; Fabaceae. The coding region runs from base 1 to 447 and encodes 148 amino acids. The record is from RefSeq and is a predicted model, not a curated record.